Onthophagus taurus is the source of this 861-nucleotide messenger RNA. The record is from RefSeq and is a predicted model, not a curated record. NCBI's taxonomy places the organism in Eukaryota, Metazoa, Arthropoda, Insecta, Coleoptera, Scarabaeidae.
GUUACAAACGAAAUUUGAUAUCGUUUGUUUUUAUAGUAACCUUCAGAAAUAAAAUAAUUCUAAAUAUAAACGCGUGUUUUGUUGUUUUUUUCAAACCGCAAAAACAUAAUCACAGUUCUAUAGAGAUUCAAGAAAUCAACGAAUAUUUUCUUAAUUACAAAGAGGUAUUGUUUAUUUUCUUAAAUAGAAUGGUUCCAAAAUUGACAUACUUUAAUGGAAAGUGGAUGGCCGAGUUAACACGUCUCCUCUUCAGCUACGGUGAUGUGGAGUUUGAAGAUAUUCGUGUAAUACACAAUAGUAGCGAAUGGGAAAGUUUAAAACCUAAAACCCCAUUUGGUCAAUUACCACUUUUAGAAGAAAAUGGAAAAGUUGUGUGUCAAAGUACAGCUAUCGCUAGGUAUGCAGCAAAAAAAGUUGGAUUAAUGGGAGCUAACGAUUGGGAAAAUUUGGAAAUUGAUGCUAUUGUGGAUACAAUAUCUGAUUUGAGAUUUAAAAUGUCUCGAUUUGUUUAUGAGAAAGAUGAAACAAUAAAAGAAUCUAUGAAGAAAACAUCUAUUGAGGAAACACUUCCUUAUUAUUUAGAAAAAUUGGAUAAAAUCGCCAAAGAAAAUAAUGGUUACAUGGUGGCUAAAAAGUUAACUUGGGCUGAUUUUGCAUUAAAAGUUAUUCUUGAAAAUAUUGAAGUUUUUGCUGGAAAAGCCCCCUAUGAAAAGUUUGACAAUUUAAUUGCUGUUAAAAAUAAUGUUGAAUCAAUUCCAAAUGUAAAGAAAUGGAUUGAAACUAGACCUGUUACCGAAUUUUAAAAUAUUGUUAUAACUUUCAACAAUAAAGUUUAGUUUUUCCAAAUAAUUCUUUAAAUUC